Messenger RNA from Talaromyces marneffei, 372 nucleotides. RefSeq lists its product as uncharacterized. NCBI's taxonomy places the organism in Eukaryota, Fungi, Ascomycota, Eurotiomycetes, Eurotiales, Trichocomaceae. The transcript has a single exon. The record is from RefSeq and is a predicted model, not a curated record. The coding region runs from base 1 to 372 and encodes 123 amino acids.
AUGAAGCUCACCACAGCAACUUACCUUUCUCUACUUCUCCUAAAAGGCUCGCUUGCCAGUCCCAUUGCGAUCCCGCAGCCUGAAAACGCAAUCGAAAACGUACCAGAUGCCAUAGCGGGGACUGUCUCGGCCGUUAUCGCAGGCUCUACGAAUAACGCAGCCGAUGGCGCGCUCAAACGCGAUGCUGCCGAUGGCCUGCUCAAACGCGAUGCUGCCGAUGGCCUGCUCAAACGUGAUGCUGCUGAUGGCCUGCUCAAACGUGAUGCUGCUGAUGGCCUGCUCAAACGCGAUGCUGCCGAUGGCCUGCUCAAACGCGAUGCUGCCGAUGGCCUGCUCAAACGUGAUGCUGCUGAGCUACAUGCGUUGGCGUAA